AUGGGCAUCCAGGAGCUUUUCUCGACCCUGUUCUCCCUUUUCAACUACCUCGCUCACUACCGCGGAAUACAACAGGUGAAGGAACGCAUUCCUCAGUCUUACUCGCUACGGAAGUACUACCUCUGGUUUGGCUACUUUGGACUGGCCAGCUGGACGUUCAGCAUGAUAUUCCACACGAGAGACUUCGCCCUAACAGAGAAACUUGACUACUUUGCAGCUGGGGCUAGCGUGCUAUAUGGUUUAUAUCUGGCUGUUGUAAGGAUAUUUCGCCUGGACAAGCUCCGGCCGCACUACAAGCCAUCGCUUUUACGAGGAUGGACGCUGUUCUGCAUGACACUGUUUACUAUGCACGUCUCGUACCUGACCUUCUGGUCCUGGGAUUACACGUACAAUAUGGCUGCCAACGUCGCGGUGGGAAUCAUCCAGGAUCUGAUGUGGACUAUCUUUAGCGUCAAACAAUAUAAACGAUACAUGAAGUCUUGGACGGCGUGGCCAAGUAUGAUCGUUGGAUGGGUGAUUUUGGCCAUGAGCCUUGAGCUCCUGGACUUCCCUCCGAUUGGUGGCCUAAUCGAUGCCCACAGCUUAUGGCAUUUAGGCACAGUUAUCCCCACCAUCUGGUGGUAUGCGUACGUUCUCCCUGUGCCGUCUCUUCUCCUAUCUUUCCUUUCCCUUCCCCCCUGCCUUCUUGUCCCUCGCUUGCUCCCCUUUUUACUGACUACCGUGGCCUUUCCCGUACAGAUUCCUUAUCCGGGACGCAGAGUUUGA
Molecule: messenger RNA, 765 nt
Organism: Trichophyton verrucosum HKI 0517
Lineage: Eukaryota; Fungi; Ascomycota; Eurotiomycetes; Onygenales; Arthrodermataceae
Exons: 1
Coding region: 1-765 (254 amino acids)
Biological process (GO): GPI anchor biosynthetic process
Cellular component (GO): endoplasmic reticulum membrane
Molecular function (GO): hydrolase activity, acting on ester bonds
Source: RefSeq, a predicted model, not a curated record